AAAGUCUGACCAUGGAAGAGAUGAAGCAGUACAUACAAGAGCAGAUGGAGAAGGCCCGAGAGGAAUUGAAAGUACCUUCUGCCGUGAUCAGGAAGUUUUGUCGAGAAAAUUCAAGCUAUACCUGGAUACGUCUCAGGAUACGGAAGUUAAACAGAAAGAUCAUUAAACUCGGGAUGUCAUCACAGGACAGUGUGAAGAGAGCCGUGAUAGAGAAAGCUAGGCAGAUAACCAAUGGCUAUGCGGUUGAGAAAGCACACCUGAAGGCUGAUAUCAUGAGGGGAAUGAAGAAGGAAAGGGAGAAUAAUGGUUGUACUAGCUCCCGGCCUGUUGACAACAAUAGCAACGAAGCUGGUCCUUCUGGCACCUGAAACAUCUGGGGAUCUCAUCGUCCGAUAGUUACACUACAUUCUAAUUUAUGUCGAUCACCUAAUAAUUUGUAUUUCAAACAAAUAUCGAUGUGUGUAUAGUAAUACAAAAUAGGACUGUACCUCAAUAACUCUUGUAAUA
Messenger RNA from Brachypodium distachyon (stiff brome), 507 nucleotides. RefSeq lists its product as uncharacterized. The transcript is spliced from 2 exons. The record is from RefSeq and is a predicted model, not a curated record. The coding region runs from base 12 to 368 and encodes 118 amino acids. Lineage: Eukaryota; Viridiplantae; Streptophyta; Magnoliopsida; Poales; Poaceae.